AUGAAAAAACUUAGCCCGGCACAGCGUCUACAAAUUAUUCAACUGUAUUACGAAAAUCAGCGUUCUGCUAGGAUUGUUUUUCGUAAGCUUAGACAAACUUAUGGUCAGCAUAACCGGUCUACCGAAAGCACAAUUCGCUCUACAGUUAUACAAUUUUCUUUAUUGGAUAACACACGACCAAACAGACCACAUCCAGAAUGUAGUGAAGAAAAUAUAGUGGCGGUAGCUGGAAUUGUAGCCGUGAUGAAUCGAUUCGGCGCCGUUCUCAACAGCUUGGCUUGUCGUAUGCAACGACUUGGCGUAUUUUGCGGAAAGAUCUUGGCUUAA
Molecule: messenger RNA, 327 nt
Organism: Cinara cedri
Lineage: Eukaryota; Metazoa; Arthropoda; Insecta; Hemiptera; Aphididae
Source: the annotation of a GenBank genome assembly